Mucor mucedo is the source of this 1053-nucleotide messenger RNA. RefSeq lists its product as uncharacterized. NCBI's taxonomy places the organism in Eukaryota, Fungi, Mucoromycota, Mucoromycetes, Mucorales, Mucoraceae. The record is from RefSeq and is a predicted model, not a curated record. Bases 1 to 1053 code for a protein of 350 amino acids. Gene Ontology annotation, cellular component: SCF ubiquitin ligase complex. Gene Ontology annotation, biological process: SCF-dependent proteasomal ubiquitin-dependent protein catabolic process. The transcript is spliced from 2 exons.
AUGCGAUUUCAAGAGCAAUCUACAACAGCCGUUUGUCACCUGGCGUUACGACUUCCGGAAAUUGUGAACCACAUAUUAUCCUAUUUAGCAGUGCCCUAUCAUUACGAUGAAACGAACAAAACCAAGAUAUACCAGUAUAUACAUCCAUGCUUAUUAGUAAAUUCCCUUUGGCACGAUUGUGCAACUCGCUUGAUUUGGAGAGCGGUGACAUUUGAAGAUAGCAAAUCCGAGUACGAAGCAUUUUUAAAGUUUGCCGGUGUUAUAUCCAACUCCCACAUUAACCAUAAACAUACAAUAUCUCAUCAUUCACAGUAUGCUAAUGCAAUACGGUCGAUCGCACUUCGUAAAAUCAAGGAUAAAACCAUCAAUGAGCCGUUACAACAAAUUAGCCGUCACUCUCAGAAACUUGAAAAACUCGACAUCUACAUCUGCGACCACCUGGCUGAUAGCUCGGUGCAUAAUUUUAUCACAAACAAUCAUCAUUCACUGACUUAUUUAUCACUGGCGGGGUGUAACCGUAUCACGGAUGAUGCGGUUUUGAGCGUGGCCAAAAACUGUCCCAAGUUGGAACAUUUAGAUUUAAGAGCUUGUGGAUUAAUUUCAGAUAUCUCUAUUCAAGCCAUUGCAAUGAACUGUCCGGAUUUACAUCAUUUAAAUGUAGGUAGAGUGAGAGACAGAGAAAAGAUUACGAUGCAAUCCAUUCGUUUGGUAGCGGAAAAUACCAAAGUAGCAGUACUAGGAUUAGCAGGUUGUGAUAUGACGGACGAGUGUUUAAUUGCAUUAGCCAAGUGUCGAGGUAGAGGGCUAGAAAGGAUAUCUGUCAACAAUUGCUACCGUAUUACCAACAAAUCCGUGCAGGCCUAUGUGAAAUACUGCCCUAAUCUAUCGGUAUUUGAAAUGAAGGAGUGUCACUGGAUUGAUGAUUGGUCUUCUGUCGCUGAGCUGGUUCAACGGAAAGUGCUAUUGACAUUGUGUGACCAACAGAAUAGAGCCUGUACAGAAUGGGCACGACAGAGAGGAAGAGUAAUGGAAGUCAAGGCACCUGUGAAAUAG